This is a messenger RNA of Striga hermonthica, 1437 nucleotides long. NCBI's taxonomy places the organism in Eukaryota, Viridiplantae, Streptophyta, Magnoliopsida, Lamiales, Orobanchaceae. The record is from the annotation of a GenBank genome assembly.
AUGUCUAGCGCUCCAAACAUCCUGAAUCUCGCGCUCCACCACCUGUCACCACAUAACCGGUCGCCAUUGGCAUCUCUCAAGAAACUUGAGCAAAUUCACGCUCUUCUCAUCGUCUCCGGCGCCGUUUCCCGUUACAAUUUAACCAGAAUCCUCCUCCACUGCCUCUCCAUUCCAUUCUUCCCGCCGCCCUACGCUCUCUCCAUUUUCGCCCAAAUACGCCCACCAGAUGUCUUCACCUACAACGCUCUCAUCCGAGGCUUCAGCUCCGACCCUCAGAAAGCCGUUUCCUUGUACUCUAACAUGCGCCGGGAGGGCGUUCCCCCCAACAAGCACACUUUCCCUCUCCUGCUCAAGUCCAAGGCCCGGAUACCCUUUCAGAUCUUCGGGCAUGCAAUCCAGUUCGGGUUCGGGCUCGACCCGUUCGUGAGAAACUCUCUGCUUUCCUCAUUUGCCAGCUGCGGACUAGUCGAGGACGCCCACAAGCUGUUUGACGAAAUGACUGACAAGGACUUGGUCUCCUAUACCGCGUUAAUGGACGUGUAUAUCAAGAACAAACGGGCCACGCAGGCUCUGGAUCUAUUUCUUGAGAUGAGAAGGUGUGGGGUCUGCACGGACGGGGUUGUCGUAGUCAGUGCCCUUUGUGCGGCUGGCAUGUGUGGCAGUGUUUGGCUUGGGAAGUGGAUACACGGCUUUUACGUGGAGAGCGGGAGAGUGGUGCGGGAUGUUUAUGUCGGGAGUGCCCUUGUCGACAUGUAUUCUAAAUGCGGGUUAUGUGAGGACGCGCUCAAGGCCUUCCAGGACAUACCGCAUAAAAAUGUUGUUUCUUGGGGCGCAUUACUCGCUGGGAUGGUAGGGGGUGGGGUCCACCCCAACGAGGUCACCCUGCUAGCCGUGCUGAGCGCGUGCGCACACGGGGGGCUGGUGAAUGAGGGGAAGGGUAUAUUUGCAGAGAUGGAGAGGGUUUAUGGGGUGGGUCCCACAGCGGAGCACUGCAGCUGCAUGGUCGACCUUCUGGGGCGGGCGGGGAGGCUGGUGGAGGCAGUGGAGCUGAUUGGGGGCAUGCAAGGCACUGGGCCGUGGAGUGCGCUGCUUGGGGCAUGCGCUGUCCACAGGGAUUACGAGCUUGGGAAGGUGGUGGGGAAUCACCUGAUGAGGGUGCAGCCAUGCCAGGGUGGGAGGUACGCUCUCCUGGCCAACCUGUGCUCGGGGAGCGGUGAUUGGAAGGGGGCCGCAGGGGUGAGGAAGAAGAUGAGGGAGGCUGGAGGAGGUAAGGCUCGGGGGUGCAGCUGGAUCGAAAUGGGGGGCAUUGUCCGAGAGUUUUAUGCAUUCGGGGAGUCGGGUGAGGGGAAUGUACAUGUGUACACAAUCGUCCAUCACCUUAUGGAACAUAUGAAGCAGCCGCCUUUUAUUUUCGAAGAUGAUUUUUUCGAGAUUUAA